Molecule: messenger RNA, 2583 nt
Organism: Tremella mesenterica DSM 1558
Lineage: Eukaryota; Fungi; Basidiomycota; Tremellomycetes; Tremellales; Tremellaceae
Exons: 3
Coding region: 1-2583 (860 amino acids)
Molecular function (GO): phosphatase activity
Source: RefSeq, a predicted model, not a curated record
AUGGGGUAUAGAUGUCAAGUGGUGGAUGUUGAGGGGAUCCUCUAUCGAGGCUCUAUCCCUGUCAGACGAAACUUUAGAUUCUUGAACCGACUCAAGAUCAAAACUCUCCUGGUGCUUCGUGAAAAACCACUCAAGGAACAACAUGAAUGUUCCCUUUGGUCCAAACGGAAUGGAGUGGUGGUCAUAUGGAUCAAAGCGGAACAGGCAGGUGAGGAACGUUUAGGAAUAGGGAAAAAAGAAGUGGAAGAUGUUUUGAAGGUCGUGUUGGACACAAAGAUGUAUCCUCUCUAUUUAGCUGAUGUGGAUGGGGUUUCACAUACAACACCAGUGGUGGGUUGUUUACGCAAGUUGCAAGGAUGGGCAAUGGAGGGUAUACUUUCAGAGAUGGAGAGAUACGAACCUUCCUUAUCAGAUUUACCAUUAGAAACAUUCAUCAACAAUUUCGGUAAUUCAGACAAUCCCUUCCUUCUUCCUCCUCCUCCUUAUCCUCUCUGGCUUUGGCCUUGGCCAAUUUCACCUCUUCUCCCAUCUACAUCAUCUUUUCUAUCAAGUUCACCUGGUCCCUCCACUCUCUCCCAACUUACCUCAUCUGCUCACCCUCCUGAACUUCCACAAUCCCCUCAAUCUCAAUCAACUCAAACCAUAACCAAACCUCUGUCCCCGCAAAAAGAACGAGGUGCGCCAUUAAGUCGUACGAACACACUUUCUUCCCCUGUGAAAAUCCGUGAGAAAUCAUCAUACACACCUCCAUCAAGUCAAUUGAUCAAUCGUGAGACUUUCAAUUCGCCUCAAGAUAUGCGAGAUUUUACAGAUCGACCAUCUGGUCUACCUUCACCCAAUCCAAGAGAUAAACAAUACUCUAUUCCGAUCUCUCGACAACCUACUUCAAACACGACCCGAGAUCGUCAACUCAUGUCUCCUCCUCAGAUCAUUUCACGAGAACGUCAACCUUCCAACGUGGUUCAAAUUAACAAAGAUGGCGUAAAAUUUCGAGAGCGUCAAUCUCAACUUUCAAGUCCUUCACCUAAUGUCUCUUCACCCCCAUCAUCAAGCCCAUCUCUGGUGAUAAGAGGUGUUCCAUUUCCUCAUCCACUAUCGAGUAGACGACAUCCAAGUAUGAAAUUGAUUUUCCCUUCCCUUCCUCCUCCUACAUCUCCUGUUGUUCCUCCUUCAACGACCAUGUCCCCUUCUUUGACUUCCUCACCGAUUAUUCAACCGACUCCACCGACUUCAUCCACAUCUACACAUCAAACUAUGAACACUUCCGUCGGACCAAAUCUGAGCCGGGUUAGUUCAAGAAGAAUGGGGGUGGACAAUAUUCAUACACCCGAAACGGGGCAGAUGCAACACGAUCCUUCAACGUCGAAUCGCCAUCAAUUUCAAAAUUUGAGUCGUACCACUUCUCACGAAGAAUCUAUAGAUCUCAGUCAAUUGGAUGGCAUCGAGACUCGAAGAAACUCUCAUCUUCAAUCUCAAACCCUUCCACCCCAAAACUCCUCCCGAAUACCCUCGUCACACCCGUCAACAGGACAAGAGCAUAAAAUGGCAGUACCUGAAACUGAAACUGAUUCAGUAGAAGGGAUGCCAAGUCUUUUAGCUGCCGCUACUGCAAUCGUCCACUCUAUCGAACCUUUGACCGUAACAUCGAGCCCGAAGGCGGAAUCAACCCAGGAAUACACCUCGAAGGAAGAUUCGAAGGAUGUCAGCCAUUUACAGAUAGAAGGUCCCAUACCGAUGUCAGUGCGAGGAGAGGAAGAGUCAAACCCGAAGAUUAUUUCGGAUCUCGAUAUGACCUCACCCCUGACUCGACCAAAGACUCACACUCACACUCACACUUACGAUUCAACCUCCUCGUCGGUCAACCCUGACGAAGAUAUUGUCCACACAGAUAACAUGGUAGAUGGUCAAGGUUCACACGAUAAAGUCGAACCACCAACGAACGUACAAGAAGCAGAUCAAGUUUCACAAGAAGUCGCACCAAUUCUCAUCCCAGAUCAAAUAUAUCCAAUAACACGUAUCAUCACACGAACUUCGAGUAUCUUAUCAAAAACCACAUCGAGUGAAAAUGAGCAUCCCGAACAAUCUGAUAUGCGACAUAUUCAACAGAAUGAUGAUUCGAAUAAUGUUUUUUCAUCUAAUUCUUCAGAUGAAUUAUCUUCAAGUGAAGAAGGGAUGGAAAUUUCUUCUUCUGACUUGAAUGAGGAAUUGGAUGAGAUAGCGGAGGAUAUUUUUGAUCCUGAUUUUAUCCAUGAGGUGGAUGAGGAGGAACUUUCUUCUUCUGAUCUUGUCCAAGAGGUGGAGCAAGGGGAGAUGUCUACUUCUGAUAUUGUCAAUGAGGUGGAAGAGGAGCAAAAUUCUCAUAUCAAAAUGGAGGAUAUAGAAUUUGAUAAUACGAAGAAAAUGAGAGAUGUCGACUUGAAUAAGGUUGAUACACCUGGAGGUGAGGAUGAAGGACUAGAACCAGAAAUAGAAGGAGAAGCAGACAGUGAUCCAGAACUAGAUGGAGAGGAUGCAAAUGAAGUUGCAAAGAUCAAGGUGAUUGAAUCGCAAGAUAUAAGUGCACUCGAUUUAGCAGGUAUGUAA